Meloidogyne enterolobii is the source of this 283-nucleotide messenger RNA. The record is from the annotation of a GenBank genome assembly. NCBI's taxonomy places the organism in Eukaryota, Metazoa, Nematoda, Chromadorea, Rhabditida, Meloidogynidae.
UUUUAGAGUCAAAAUUGGCAGAAGCCUCUUAAACAACAAUUUUUGGAACGUCUUAAUGUUAAAAUUUGAACUUUUAAAUAUUUUUUUAUUUCAACAUCCUAAAGAUGGACUUGACGAAGAAUCGAAUACAAAUCAAAUUUGUGUUAUAAGAGGUGAUCAAUUCUUUGAUAAGCCUGAGGAUGGGACUGAAGAGUAUUUUGUUUCGGAGCCGGAUGAAUUCGAUUACUGGGACUAUUGGGUAUCUUUUUUAAAAUUGGAAAGACAAACUCUAAGUAAAAACUGA